Molecule: messenger RNA, 4634 nt
Organism: Ostrea edulis (European flat oyster)
Lineage: Eukaryota; Metazoa; Mollusca; Bivalvia; Ostreida; Ostreidae
Product: regulator of nonsense transcripts 1-like
Exons: 24
Coding region: 175-3501 (1108 amino acids)
Biological process (GO): nuclear-transcribed mRNA catabolic process, nonsense-mediated decay
Cellular component (GO): cytoplasm
Molecular function (GO): DNA binding; RNA helicase activity; zinc ion binding
Source: RefSeq, a predicted model, not a curated record
UUAUUGUGUUCCGUGUGACGUAGGCAACGAAGAACGAAAUGGCGUGAACGGUGUAAGAAGAAAUUCUACUUUCAGUUGUAAACAAUUUCAAUUCGACCGUUGAGUCGGAAUUUAUUUUCAAAACACGAGGCAUAGGUAAAUUUAGUAAGAGUGUCAAGGUAUCGAAAUGUCACAAUGAGCGUGGACGCGUAUGCCCCAAAUUCCCAAUCCUUGACUUUCCUCGAGACCGAGGAGGAUCUCAUUGGGGCCGACACUCAAGGAACCGAUUAUGACUAUACGGAUUUCACCUUACCAUCCCAGACCCAAUCACAGACCCAAGCUUCUCAACUUGAGCAUGGACAAAGUCAAAGUCAGGUGAAUGGCUCAGAGGCUCCCAUUCAAAAUGGACUGGAUAAAGGAGUGGCAUCGAUUGCACAGGGGGUGGGGGAGCUCAAUUUUGAGGAGGAGGAGGAAGAACAGUUUAUGAUGAAAGAUCUCCCCAAGCAUGCAUGCUCGUACUGCGGAAUCCAUGACCCGGCAUCGGUAGUGUUCUGUAACAGCACCAAGAAAUGGUUUUGUAAUGGGAGAGGCAACACUUCUGGAAGUCACAUCAUUAACCAUCUUGUAAGAGCAAAGGCGAAGGAAGUGACUCUGCAUAAAGAUGGCCCCCUGGGAGAGACUGUCCUUGAGUGCUAUAACUGUGGUUGUAGGAAUGUCUUCCUGUUGGGCUUCAUUCCUGCCAAGGCCGACUCUGUAGUGGUUCUCCUCUGUCGCCAGCCCUGUGCCACGCUAACCAAUCUGAAGGACAUGAACUGGGACCCCAGUCAGUGGCAGCCCCUGAUACAGGACAGGCAGUUUCUGUCAUGGCUUGUUAAGGUUCCAUCAGAUCAGGAACAGAUGAGGAGUCGACAGAUCUCAGCUCAGCAGAUCAACAAGCUGGAGGAGUUGUGGAAGGACAACCCAGAGGCCACGCUGGAGGAUCUAGAAAAGCCAGGGGUGGAUGAAGAACCUACCCAAGUGUUGUUAAGAUAUGACGAUGCCUACCAGUACCAGAACAUAUUUGGACCGCUGGUAAAGUUGGAGGCUGACUAUGACAAAAAACUGAAGGAAUCGCAGACUCAGGAUAACAUUGUAGUACGCUGGGAUGUGGGCCUGAACAAGAAGAGGAUCGCAUAUUUCCAUCUGCCAAAGGCUAAUGAUGAGAUGAAGUUGAUGCAUGGAGAUGAGUUGAGACUUCGUUACCAGGGUGAACUGCACAAGCCGUGGUCAGGAGUGGGACAUGUCAUUAAAAUUCCCGACAACCACAGUGAUGAAGUUGCCAUUGAAUUGAAAAGCAAUGCAGGAGUGCCCACUGAAUGCACCCACAACUUUGUGGUGGAUUUUGUGUGGAAGUCCACCUCAUUUGACAGGAUGCAGGCAGCCUUGAAGACUUUUGCUGUGGAUGAAACUUCUGUAUGGGGUUACAUCUAUCACAAGCUUCUGGGACAUGAAGUGGAGGAUGUUGUAAUUAAGUGUCAGCUACCCAAGAGAUUCAGUGUCCCUAACCUUCCCGAGCUUAACCACUCCCAGGUGUACGCAGUCAAGACUGUCCUUCAGCGACCUCUAAGUCUAAUUCAGGGUCCCCCAGGAACUGGUAAGACUGUGACCUCGGCUACCAUUGUGUAUCACCUGGCUAAACAGAACAACGGACAAGUACUGGUCUGUGCUCCCUCCAACAUUGCAGUGGACCAACUGACUGAGAAGAUUCACAAAACAGGAUUGAAGGUGGUACGUUUAUGUGCUAAGAGCAGAGAAGCUAUUGAUUCACCGGUGUCCUUCCUAGCACUACACAAUCAGAUCAGAAAUAUGGAAAGUGUCCCCGAGUUACAAAAGCUGCAGCAGCUGAAGGACGAGACAGGAGAAUUGUCCUCCACUGACGAGAAAAGAUACAGGUCUCUCAAGAAGCAGUGUGAAAAGGAGCUGUUACAGCAUGCGGACGUGAUCUGUUGUACAUGUGUGGGAACUGGAGACCCCAGGCUGGCAAAGAUGCAGUUUAGAUCAGUGCUGAUUGACGAGAGCACACAAGCCACCGAGCCCGAGUGCAUGAUCCCUGUAGUGCUCGGGUGUAGACAGUUGAUUCUAGUGGGUGACCAUUGCCAGCUGGGACCAGUGGUGAUGUGUAAGAAGGCAGCCCGUGCUGGUCUGUCGCAGUCCCUGUUUGAACGGUUGGUGGUGUUGGGUAUCAGACCCAUUCGUCUACAGGUCCAGUACAGAAUGCACCCUGCUCUUAGUGCUUUUCCAUCCAACAUCUUCUAUGAAGGGUCUUUACAAAAUGGAGUUGCUCCAGGAGACCGCACAAGGAAAGGACUUGACAUUCCUUGGCCUCAAGGUGACAAGCCUAUGUUUUUCUACACAACAUCUGGACAAGAGGAAAUUUCAAGUUCUGGAACUUCUUACUUGAAUAGGACUGAGGCUGCGAAUGUUGAAAAGAUUGCAACAAGGUUUUUGAGAUCCAAUGUCAAGCCAGAGCAAAUUGGCAUCAUCACACCAUACGAAGGACAGAGGGCUUACAUUGUACAAUACAUGCAGUACAGUGGAUCUCUGAACAAGAAAUUGUAUCAGGAGAUUGAGGUUGCUAGCGUGGAUGCCUUCCAAGGAAGAGAGAAAGAUUUCAUUAUUUUGUCCUGCGUCCGUUCCAACGAACAUCAAGGAAUUGGCUUUCUGAAUGACCCUAGACGUCUUAAUGUGGCUUUAACUCGAGCAAGGUAUGGAAUAAUAAUUGUUGGAAAUCCCAAGGUUCUAUCAAAGCAACCCCUGUGGAACCACCUGUUAACUUACUACAAGGAGCAGAAAUGCUUAGUGGAGGGCCCACUGAACAAUUUGAAGGAAAGCAUGAUUCAGUUCAGUAAGCCGCGCAAACUGGUCAACACAUCCAACCCUGGAGGGCGAUUUAUGAGCAACAUCAUGUUUGAUGCCAGGGAGGUGAUGAUCCCGGGGAGUGUGUAUGACAGAAAUCGAGGUUACAAUGAGCCUGUGGUUCGCACACAUGAUCAGCUGAGUUACAUUGGUCCGGAGAGACAUUACACUGGUCCUGCCUUGAACAUCCCAGUCCCAGUCAAUAUGUUUAUGCCACCCAUGCCACAGCCAUUCAAUGGACAGCAAAUGCCAAUGGGUAACAGAAGCGCUCCAGCUAACAGGGGGAGUGGGCGUCGCCGGGGACAGAAGCCUCCUCGCUACAGUAACACGCAGUCGCAGCAGAGUAACUCACAGUACAGUCAGGGCAACAGUCAGAGCCAGGCUAGUCAGGAUGUAUCCCAGCCAUUCUCCCAGGGACCGCUGACACAGGGCCCCAUGUCAAUGAGUCAGCCCUUCCAGAUGAGCCAGCCGGGAUUGUCUGGUCUCUCCCAGCCAGAACUCUCUCAGGACAGUUUCUUGGCAGAUGACUUCAAAUCUCAAGCAGAUGGCAUGCUGUCCCAAGACUCCACCUACCAGGGUGACCGCAUGUUCUAUGCAUCACAGUUGUCACAGGGUCCAUUUAAUUAGGAUACCAAAAUCGCCAUACUCUUUUAUGGCAGAGUUUAUUCUUAACUGAAAAUAACAAUGAUGCAAAAUGUAUUGAGAACUUGAAACUGACAUGUAGCAGUGUCUUAAGAAUAUGAGGAACUGCCUGCCUUACUGCAAUAAGUCCACCCACACUGAGUCACCAAGCAGCACCCCACCGUCUCUGUCUGGUGCUGAACACUUGUUCAAAGCAAGUGCUCGAACCACUAACAGCCCAAACAGGUGUGCAGGUUCCAGUCUGAAGCAGGUCACACAAGCUUAGACAGGUAUACUCAAACAAGGGUGACCUAGCAGUAUGGGGCUAGGCCAGGAGAUCCAUCUGACAAGACACUGCCGGCUAGAUUGUGUUUACAGUGAUGAAAUGUUAGAGUUGGCAUGUAACUACAUCUAUAGAUUGAGAUGAUUCUGUUAUAGUCUGAUACAGCCAUGUUUCCACUCUCAAGACAGCCAUCUCACCAAAUUGAUUGUCAAUUUUUCCGUAAUUUUUGUAACUGCCAUCAUUAUUUGUUAUUGUAUCUAUAUUCAGUUUCUGUGUUUGUUUGGGUUUUUAACCAUCUAGUAGUAAAACUUGCUUCGUAAUUGGACUUUGGUGGAGUGAAAUGGAUCAAUGAUACAGUUACUCAUAAAUAGUAGUAUCUUUGUGAUUUGCCAUCGAUUGCACAAGACUUUUUUUUUUUUGGUCUAAAAACGAAUUGAAAUGAUUGAUAGGUCAGGACUUCAGAGAAAACAAUGGACAAGCAUUUGGAGUUAGAUAGACAAGCUUUAUUGUGUAUCCCCUUUUAGUUUUACGUAAAAAUUCUUUCGUCUGUAAUCAAUUGUAAUUAGAUGCUUUACAUGUAUACAUUAUUAAUUGUGCGUAUUGAUUAUAAUUAGAGCUAUGUGUCGCUCUGUCUACAAAUAUAAAAGGGAUAUCAAAUCAAUGGACUACCAUCGAGGCGCUUCAAUUGAAAUAGGCUUUGGUAUUGUAAUGGUAACUGUUUGUGGGUUUUUUCUCCUCAUAACUUUAAAUAGAUUAUUUAGGCAGAAGUGUUUCCAUUUGGGUUUGCUCUGAAAUUGAAUUAAUUUUAAAUUAUAACAAAUUGAGGUUCUGUGUGUAAUAAAGCAUUACUCUGCAA